Molecule: messenger RNA, 567 nt
Organism: Fonticula alba
Lineage: Eukaryota; Rotosphaerida; Fonticulaceae
Exons: 3
Coding region: 1-567 (188 amino acids)
Molecular function (GO): calcium ion binding; calcium-dependent protein serine/threonine phosphatase regulator activity
Source: RefSeq, a predicted model, not a curated record
AUGGGCGCACACCAGUCCCAGCUCCUGGCCAACAAGGAGGACCAGGCCGCCUCCCUGGACUCCCUCUCCCGCGACGUCGGCCUCACCAACGAGGAGCUCACUCGGGCGCUAAUUCGCUUCCGGCGCCUGGACGCCGACGGCUCCGGCGCCGUGGACCACGAGGAGUUUGCCGCGGUGGCUGGCGUUUCGACCAACCCCCUUGCCCGGCGGAUCAUUCAGGUCCUGGACGCCGACGGUGGCGGCGAUGUGGACUUCGCCGAGUUCGCGCGGGCACUCAAGAUUUUCAGCACCCGCGGGACGCACCUGGAGCGGCUGGAGUUCAUGUUCCGGGUGUACGACGUCGACCGGGACGGCUUCAUCAGCCCCGGCGACCUGUUCCGCGUUCUUCGCACCAUGGUCGGCGACAACCUGGGCCCGGUGCAGCUGCAGCAGCUGGUCGAUCGGGCCAUGAUUUCCGGCGACCAUGACGGGGAUGGUCUCAUCAACUUCGAGGACUUCCAGAAGCUGCUGAACUCCAGCGGUGCCGCCCCGGAGGUCCUGGACCAGAUGACCCUUGCCCUGCUCUGA